AUGGCGACCCAAAUUCCUGUUGACCCUACCCUUACCUCGGCCAACACUCUCAAGCUUGAAAAUACGCACAAUCGAGACGUCCUGAUUGCGAUCGAAAAAAAGUACCAAAAGCAAUGGCAGGAGAGCAAGAUUUUCGAGUCGGAUGCGCCCACAACCACCGAAAUCCCCUUCGACUCGGUCCCCGCCGCAGAGAUUCGAGAAAAAUACCCAAAGUACUUUGGCACCUUCGCCUACCCGUACAUGAACGGCUCUUUACAUGCCGGGCACAGCUUUACGGUCAGCAAGGUCGAGUUCACCGCAGGGUUUAACCGCUUGACCGGAAAGCGCGUGCUGUUUCCCUUGGGAUUUCAUUGCACAGGCAUGCCGAUCAAAGCAUGUGCGGACAAACUCGUUGAAGAUGUCAAAAAGUUUGGACAAAAUUUCGAAAACUACCAUGAAGAUGAGGAUGAACCUGCGCCAGACACCAAUGGAGCACCCGUCGCACCUACACAAGGGGUCAAUGUGAAGGACGACCUGACAAAGUUCAAGAGCAAGAAGGGCAAGCAGGCCGCGAAGACGGUCAAGGCCAACUACCAAUUCCAAACAAUGCUGGCUAUGGGGAUACCAAAGGAGGAGAUCCACAAGUUCGCAGACGCCAAUUACUGGCUCGAAUACUUUCCGCCAAUAUGUCAACAAGAUCUGAUCGAUUUCGGAGCAAGGAUAGAUUGGAGGAGGAAGUUUGUCACCACCGACGCAAAUCCCUAUUACGACGCCUUUGUCAGAUGGCAGAUGAAUCGCUUGCACGAGCUCAACAAGAUUCUGUACGGCAAGAGAUACACGAUCUACAGUCCCAAAGAUGGCCAACCCUGUAUGGACCACGACCGGACCAAGGGUGAAGGUGUAGGUCCAACAGAGUACACAGCCCUAAAGCUGCGGGUCAAGGAGUGGUCGCCUGAUGCGGCAGAGGCGGUGGCAUCCAAGAUUCCUCGGGACGCCAGUGUCUAUUUUGUACCCGCAACGCUGAGACCGGAGACGAUGUACGGCCAAGUAUGCUGUUUCGUUGGCCCAAAGAUCAAGUAUGGCAUUUUCAAGGUAUCGGAAAAAGAGUAUUACGUGGUCACCAAAAGAGCAGCUUGGAACAUGGCCUUUCAGGGAACUUUCUUUGACCAGGAGCACUUCCCCCGUAACCAAGACGAGUUGCAGCCUGUUGUGGAAUUGCCCGGGUCUGCCUUUGUGGGCACUCUAGUCAAUGCGCCCCUGUCGGUGCACAAAGAAGGUGUUCGGAUAUUACCUAUGGAAACAGUAUCUGCAACGAAGGGCACAGGCGUUGUCACAUCAGUUCCGUCAGACAGUCCGGACGACUUUGCCACGGUCAAGGAAUUGGCGAAGAAAGCAGAUUUCUAUGGCAUCCAAAAGGAAUGGGCCGAACUGGAGAUCAUUCCUAUUAUUGAUACUCCAGCUUACGGUAACCUUGCGGCGAAGUUCUUGGUCGAGACCAAGAAGAUCCAAUCACCGAAAGACACCACUCUGUUGGCUGAAGCAAAGGACCUGGCAUACAAAGAAGGCUUCUACAACGGGACGAUGUUGGUCGGGGAAUUCAAGGGCCAGAAGGUCUCUGAUGCCAAAGACAAAGUUCGAAGUUCCUUGAUUGCAUCUGGCGAAGCAUUCCCUUUUGCCGACCCUUCAGCUGAAGUCAUCAGUCGCAGUGGAGAUGAGUGUGUGGUCGCCUACGUACCACAGUGGUUCCUGAACUAUGGCGAGAACGACAAAGAGUGGCAACAAACGGUUUUGGACUACGUAAAGGACAAGAACGGCCUUGAAACGUAUGCUCAGGAGACCGAGAACCAGUUCGUCGCAAAUCUCGAGUGGUUGAACCAAUGGGCAUGCGCCAGGACGUAUGGACUGGGCUCUAAACUUCCCUGGGAUCCCUCCUUCUUGGUGGAAAGUCUGAGUGACAGCACCAUUUACAUGUCAUACUACACGGUCGCCCAUUUCUUACACGGAGAUAAAUUCGGCAAGGAGCCUGGGUUGUUGGACAUCAAGGCAGAGCAAAUGACGGAUGAUGUGUGGGAUUACAUCUUCACGCGGACAAACGAUGUCAAGAAGGUCUCAGAUUCGACAAGGAUAUCGGUUGCAGACCUACAAACGAUGCGACGAUCCUUUGAAUACUGGUAUCCCCUCGACUUGAGAUCAUCUGGAAAGGACCUGAUUCCCAACCAUCUCACAUUCUUCCUCUACAUACAUCUCGCUCUUUUCCCUCGCGAAUAUUGGCCGAAAUCCGUCCGCUCAAAUGGCCACCUCUUGCUCAACGGGGAGAAAAUGAGCAAAUCUACUGGAAACUUUUUGACCCUGAGCCAAGCGGUGAAGAAGUUCGGUGCUGACGCCACGCGGAUAGCACUUGCUGACGCAGGAGAUGGCAUGGAAGACGCGAAUUUCGAAGAAAAGAGCGCCAACGCAGCCAUCAUGCGGAUGUACAUUCUCAAGGAUUGGAUUGAGGAUACGCUGAAGGAUGAAGGACUCCGCAAGACACAGGGAGAGGUGAUAUGGGACAAACUUUUUGAGGACGAGAUGAACCUGUUGGUGCAUGAAGCAUACAAGCACUACUCCGAGACAAACUACAAACUGGCCCUCAAAUCAGCGCUCUACGACUUCCAAUCCGCCCGUGACUUCUACCGCGAUGCCUGCGUCUCCGGCGGCAUACCUCUGUCGAGGCCCCUCGUCGUCCGCUUUGCCGAAUUGCAAUGCCUCUUGAUCUCUACCAUUGCCCCUCACUGGGCUGAGUACAUUUGGCUUGAAGUCUUGCACAAAGAUCAAUCCAUCCAGCUUGCCAGCUGGCCGACAGAUGUCCCUGAAGCAGACCCAUCAUUAACCGCCACAAGAGACUACGUGAAGUCGACGUCUAGCAACAUCACGAGUGCAGAAGCGCAGGCGGCCAAAAAGAUGGCAAAGGGCAAGGCUGUGGCAUUUGACCCGCGCAAACCGAAGCAAAUCACCAUCUUCGUGGCAUCGCGAUUCCCCGCGUGGCAGGACAAAUACGUCGACCUGGUCCGAUCCCUGCUGGAGAAAGCAUCCCUGGACGACGACAAGGCACUGAAUGCGUCGGUCGCGAAGAUGGGCAAGGGCCCGGAGAUGAAGAAAGCGAUGCCCUUUGUACAAGGGCUCAAGAGGAGACUCGUGGUGAACAAGGAGAGCCCCGAGGCCGUGUUUGAGCGGAAAUUGCCCUUCGACGAGGUCCACAUCCUCACCGAGAUGAAGAAGGGCCUGAUGAAGAAUACGGGCUGUAAGGACGUCAAGGUCGUCAAUGUCACUGACGAGAACAGGCAGAGCCUCCCCUCGAUGGCCGAGCUCGCUGUUCCAGGCCAGCCCAGCUUCCUGUUCGAGAACGUCGACGCAUGA
Messenger RNA from Fonsecaea nubica, 3375 nucleotides. RefSeq lists its product as hypothetical. Gene Ontology annotation, biological process: leucyl-tRNA aminoacylation. Bases 1 to 3375 code for a protein of 1124 amino acids. The transcript has 3 exons. Lineage: Eukaryota; Fungi; Ascomycota; Eurotiomycetes; Chaetothyriales; Herpotrichiellaceae. Gene Ontology annotation, molecular function: leucine-tRNA ligase activity; ATP binding; aminoacyl-tRNA deacylase activity. The record is from RefSeq and is a predicted model, not a curated record.